Messenger RNA from Emericellopsis cladophorae, 2742 nucleotides. RefSeq names its product C-1-tetrahydrofolate synthase-like protein. The coding region runs from base 1 to 2742 and encodes 913 amino acids. The transcript has 5 exons. Gene Ontology annotation, cellular component: cytosol. Gene Ontology annotation, biological process: tetrahydrofolate interconversion. Gene Ontology annotation, molecular function: ATP binding; methenyltetrahydrofolate cyclohydrolase activity; formate-tetrahydrofolate ligase activity. NCBI's taxonomy places the organism in Eukaryota, Fungi, Ascomycota, Sordariomycetes, Hypocreales, Bionectriaceae. The record is from RefSeq and is a predicted model, not a curated record.
AUGGGUGCCACGAAGCUCGAUGGCACGGCCAUCGCCAAGAGCAUCCUUGGCGACCGCUCGGAUUCGACCACGUAUGUUCGAAUGAAGCUCAAGGCUGCGGCAGAGGCGGCCAUUCAGUGUGAACACAUUUGCCUCCCGGAGUCUGUCACUGAGCCAGAGGUGCUGGACAAGCUUCGGCAAUUGAACAAUAACCCCGAGGUGCACGGCAUUCUCGUGCAGCUCCCGCUACCCAGCCAUCUCUCCGAGUACAACAUCACCUCAGCGGUCGCUGACGAGAAGGAUGUCGAUGGUUUCGGGACUCGGAACAUUGGCGAGCUCGCCAAGAAGGGCGGUCAUCCCCUAUUCACACCCUGCACGCCCAAGGGUGUCAUGUAUCUGCUCCAAGAGGCCGGAGUUUCUCUCACAGGGAAUUCGGCCGUCGUCAUUGGGCGAAGUGACAUUGUUGGGAACCCCGUGAGCUACCUGCUCAGGAAUGCCGAUGCUACAGUCACCGUGUGCCACUCCAAGACGACAAACCUCGAGGAAAUGGUCAGGACUGCAGACGUGGUGGUGGCUGCCAUGGGACAGCCCCGGUUUGUCAAGGGCGAUUGGAUCAAGGAGGGCGCGGUCGUGAUUGAUGUCGGCACCAACUUCAUAUCUGACGACACCAAGAAGUCGGGAUAUCGCCUGGUGGGCGACGUCGACUACGACUCGGCGGCCGAGAGGGCCUCUGCCAUCACCCCUGUCCCGGGUGGUGUCGGUCCCAUGACAGUGGCCAUGCUUAUGCAAAACGUCGUGGACGCAACGACCGUCUACUUUGAGAGGCAGAAGCUCCGGAAGACUGUGCCCCUCCCUCUCCACCUCAAGGACCCUGUCCCCUCGGACAUCGCAAUCUCGAGGGCACAGCAGCCUAAGCAGAUCACACAGAUCGCCGCCGAGGUGGGCAUCUCGCCCCAUGAGCUGGAGCCUUACGGCGCCUACAAGGCCAAGGUCGACCUGGAUCUUCUGCGGCGUCUGGACCACCGCCGCAACGGCCGCUACGUUGUGGUCACGGGCAUCACUCCCACGCCCCUGGGUGAGGGCAAGUCGACCACAACCAUGGGUCUGGCGCAGGCUCUCGGUGCUCACGUUGGGCGCCUGACCUUUGCCAACGUGCGCCAGCCCAGCCAGGGUCCGACAUUCGGCAUCAAGGGCGGCGCUGCUGGCGGCGGCUACAGCCAAGUCAUCCCCAUGGAUGAGUUCAACCUGCACCUGACUGGUGACAUUCACGCCAUCACCGCAGCCAACAACUUGCUAGCUGCCGCCAUCGAGACGCGUAUCUUCCACGAGAACACGCAGAAGGACGGGCCCCUCUACCGCCGUCUUGUGCCCGCCAAGAACGGCGUCAGGAAGUUUGCGCCGGUCAUGUUCCGCCGCUUGCAGAAGCUCGGAAUCACCGAGACCAACCCCGAUGAGCUGACAGAGGACGAGAUCCACCGUUUUGCUCGGUUGGACAUUGACCCAGAGACAAUCACGUGGAGACGCGUGCUCGAUGUCAACGAUCGCCAUCUCCGUGGCAUCACCGUCGGCACUGCGCCUACCGAGAAGGGCCAGACACGCGAGACCGGCUUCGACAUCUCGGUCGCCAGCGAGUGCAUGGCGAUCCUCGCCCUCAGCACCAGUCUAGCGGACAUGCGGGAGCGUCUUGGCCGCAUGGUCAUCGGCUCGUCAAGGAGCGGCGACCCCGUCACGUGCGACGACAUUGGCGCUGGUGGCGCCUUGACUGCGCUCAUGAAGGAUGCGAUCAAGCCCAACCUCAUGCAGACACUGGAAGGCACGCCUGUGUUCGUCCAUGCCGGACCCUUUGCAAACAUUAGCAUUGGUCAGAGCUCCAUCCUGGCCGACAAGCUGGCUCUGAAGCUGGCUGGUACGGAAGCCGAUGAGGAUCACAGCGAGAGGGCUGGCUUCGUUGUCACGGAGGCUGGCUUUGAUUUCACCAUGGGCGGCGAGCGCUUCUUCAACAUCAAGUGCCGCACGUCUGGCCUCGAACCGGACGUCGUAGUGGUGGUGGCGACCGUCCGGGCGCUCAAGGUGCACGGUGGAGGCCCGCCCAUUGCGCCGGGCGCCGCGCUCGACCCGGUAUACAAGCAGGAGAAUGUCGACAUCCUCCGCGCGGGCUGCGUCAACUUGAAGAAGCACAUUGAGAACGCCAAGUCGUUCGGCAUCCCCGUCGUCGUGGCCAUAAACAAGAUGAACACCGACACCGAUGCCGAGGUCGCCGUCAUCCGCGAGGAGGCCAUCGCCGCCGGGGCCGAGGACGCCAUUCUCUCCAGCCACUGGGCGGAGGGCGGCAAGGGCGCCGUGGACCUCGCCAAGGGCGUCAUCGCUGCGAGCGAGAAGCCCAAGGAGAUGAGGCUGACGUACAGCCUCGAGGGGUCGAUCCAGGACCGCAUUGAGGCCAUCGGCCGCAAGAUGUACGGCGCGGAAAAGGUCGACUUCAGCGAGCUGGCGCAGAAGAAGGUGGACAUGUACACCAAGCAGGGGUACGGGAACCUCCCCAUCUGUGUGGCCAAGACGCAGUACUCGCUGUCGCACGACCCGGAUCUGAAGGGCGCGCCAACGGGCUUCACGGUGCCGAUCCGCGACGUGAGGAUGGCAGCUGGCGCAGGUUACUUGUAUGCCCUUGCGGCUGACAUUCAGACCAUCCCUGGUCUGCCCACGGCGCCUGGGUACCUCAACGUCGACGUCGACCCCGAGACUGGCGAGAUUGACGGUCUCUUCUAA